Molecule: messenger RNA, 1185 nt
Organism: Cryphonectria parasitica EP155
Lineage: Eukaryota; Fungi; Ascomycota; Sordariomycetes; Diaporthales; Cryphonectriaceae
Exons: 2
Coding region: 1-1185 (394 amino acids)
Biological process (GO): protein dephosphorylation
Cellular component (GO): nucleus
Molecular function (GO): protein tyrosine/serine/threonine phosphatase activity
Source: RefSeq, a predicted model, not a curated record
AUGGCGCUCAACCGCGUCGACGGCCCGGACGAGCUGUAUGUCGGCGGCGUCUUCGCCCUGCGACGGCCAGGAUCGAUGGAGGACAAGGGGAUCGCCCAUGUCCUCAGCAUGAUCAAGUACAGCUUUGUGGACUGGCAGGGCUUCGAGGACCGCUACGUGCACCUGAGCGUGGACGUCGAUGAUGUCGACGACGAGGAUAUCCUGGUGCACCUGCCUCGUGCCGUCAGGUUCAUCCAGAGGGGUCUGAGCGGAGGACCAGGGGCAUGGCCGCGGGGCACGAUCCUGCCAGGCGCAAGGUCAACAUCAGGGGCAGACAAGGGCGAAGGGGGCGCUAACCUCUCGCUAAAAGAUGAGGCGAGCAAGACCGACCCAGCCCAGCCUGGAGCCGUGUUCGUCCAUUGCGCUAUGGGCAAGUCCCGAUCCGUCACUGCCGUCGUGGCCUACCUGCUCUGGAAAUACCCUCACCGGUACGGCCUCACCCCAGGCAACAGCAAGCGUCCCGACGAGGAGACGGCGCGUACGGCAGUGCAGGCAGCACUGGACUGGGUCCGCAAGACGCGCGAGAUCGCAGAGCCCAACCCGGGUUUCAUGAAGCAGCUGGAAUUGUGGGUACAGAUGGGCAUGCCCGCGGGCAGCGACGACGCCGUGGAGCGCCAUGGCACGUACCAGCGGUGGCUAUGGGAGCGUGAGGUCGAGGAGAGCGCCAAGAUCGGCAAGAAGCCUGACUGGAUUAUAUUUGAGGACGAAACCGAGGCCCCGAAGGACAAGGGCCAGGCUGAAGGCGGGGGACUGGCAAAGGACCUCCGUUGUAAGAAGUGCAGGAGGGUCCUUGCGACGCAUCAGUUCAUCGUCCCUCAUCAGAAGGCAGCAGCCGGUCAAAGCCCAUGUCCGCACCACUUCAUCGAAGCCCUGUCCUGGAUGAGACCCGUCCUCGAGGAGGGAGCCCUGGACGGGCGGCUUGUAUGUCCGAAUCCCAAGUGUGGGUCCAGUAUAGGUCGGUACGCCUGGCAAGGGUUCAAGUGUAGCUGCGGCGAAUGGGUGUGCCCUGCCUUCUCCUUGGGUGCCAGUAAGGUGGAUGAGGUUAUCGUCAGAAGUCAAGGAUCCAAUCUAGGCGGAGGUGAAACUGCUGCUUCCAGAGCGGCGGCGAUGGGCAUCAGGAUGCCGCCUGGGAAGCAGAACCUAUAA